This is a messenger RNA of Leishmania mexicana MHOM/GT/2001/U1103, 1590 nucleotides long. RefSeq lists its product as hypothetical. NCBI's taxonomy places the organism in Eukaryota, Euglenozoa, Kinetoplastea, Trypanosomatida, Trypanosomatidae. The transcript has a single exon. The record is from RefSeq and is a predicted model, not a curated record. The coding region runs from base 1 to 1590 and encodes 529 amino acids.
AUGCGCAGCAGCAGUGGCAUCAGCGAUGGCGAGGUGCUUAUCCGCCUGGAUACGUCAGUGCUGGAGAGUCGCCUCAACGCCUUCACCGACCGAUGGGAAACGGAUCUGAAAGGCAUUCGUACUCAGGUCGGGGCGUGUGCAGUUGACAUGCGAUCCGUAGCCGCCGACGUAAACGCCAUUCAGAGUUUUCUGCUGACGUAUCACAACCGGAAUAUGAGAACCGCGCUUGUGGCUUCUCCCACUGAGGCGCCAGAUGACGUCGCCUUGUCCGCUACCCAAGGGCUGCUUGACCGCUUUGUCGUCAACGCCGCCGAGAAUGGCUCAACAGAGAACCUGCUAGGAAUGGUGGCCGUGGCGCGUCGCCUUUUAGACGAGAACGAAGCCCUCCGCGCGUCUCUCAAUUCCGCUACGACCGCCCUGUCCACGCACACAACAAGCAACACCGACCUGAUGCACGAGGUGGAGCAGUUGCGGCAGCAAACAACACAGCAGUCAGCACUGUUGCAGAGCAUUACUUUGUGGCUCCGCAUGCUGGGCUUGACACUCGACGACGGCGCAGGUGAGGCUAGCGGCGAUGGGACUUCACUGCUCAUGAGCGCGUCUGCGGAGUCCACAGCUGAAGGGCACUCGAUGGAAUCAGUUCUUUCUCGUUCUCCCCUCCUGCUUUUUUUUCGGCAGAUUCUGCUACGCGACCUGACGGAGCGCCUCAAAUCUGUCGUGGACCAGCAGUCGAAGGACUUCCACGAUACCGUGGCUGGCCUCGAGGACCGACUGCAGAGAGGUGGGAAGGGUGCUGCUUACUUAGCCGGUGCGCAGUCGGCCAGCGUCACCGAAGAGCUGCAGGAAAGCGUCCGCCUCUUGAGCAAGCGGCUCAAAGACACGGAUAAGCGUGCGGUGAAGCGGGAUGAAUUUAUGUCGCUCAUGCGAGCCAAGGCAGACUCCCUGCUGCUGCCGGCAAAGGCCGACAACGCGGCACUGACUGAUUUGGAGGCACGCCUGGUGGCACGGUGCGCUGACUUGGAGGAGCGAUGCGCCUUUGCCGACGCAGAGCGUUCCGAGUUUCGUGCACUUCUACGCUCUGUCAUUGUGAGCCAAGCACGCCCAACAGUUGCCGCGGCACCACCACAUCUCCAGGAGGCCUCACGGACGAAUGAGCAUGUGCAGUCGGAAGCACAAGCACGAGGAACCCUACUUGGCGAAAUUCUUCCGGCAGUAAGAAGCAGCUCCUCCUUUGCGGCGCCGGCGCCACUGUCCAGGCAUGAGGCGCUCCUUCCUCACUCGUGCGGCGCUUCAGCCUCGCAACAGCUCUACCGAGUCUUGGGCACCUCGCACGGCAGCGGUGUGCACGGCGUCACUCUCGGGUCUGCGACACAGACGGAAUAUGCGAAGCCACUAGGAAGCGGCGCUGCGCCCCAGCAUGAGAGCCUACAGGUGAAAGCAGCUCCCUCACCAAGGGCUGAUGAGAGUGUCGUUGCGAUUGGCAUGACGCCGACGCAGGGCGCCUAUGCUGCCUUUGUCUCCGAGCAGCUGACGCGCCGCCAGAUCGCCUCGCUUCCGGCGCUUCCGUACGAGAAAAAUCCGAGUCGGUAG